AUGGCGUCUCCCAAGAAAUCAAAGAAAAGCAAGAAAGAUAGGAAAUUGAAGAAAAACUUAAGCUUGGUUCCAGUCGAGCCCAAAGCCGCAGACUCUGACUGGUGGGAUAGUUUCUUCAACCCAAGUGCUUCAAGUUACCAGUCACUUCUAACCAAGCUACAAUGGCUGGUUGGAGAGGACUUGAUCAAUCGGAGCAGCAGAAAUGCUACUGUUCUCAAGCUUACCAAAUGCCGCACAGUAGAAGCCCUUGAAUUUGCUGCAAAUGUGUGUCCUGGCCUUGUGACUUUGAGUUUACCAGGAGAUGUAUUGGACAACAAACACACGAACCUAGAGCUGAUCUGGCAAGUGGAAAAAUUUGGAGAUCUGGUGAUGUUGGACGCCAGAGAUUGUUUUGGUUUCGAUGAGAACGACAAUGAAAUAUCAAAGCUUGCGUCUCAUAUUAGUAAAUUUAUGCGCUCGGGUUCUGAAUUUCCUGAAUUUCUUCGUGGUUUGGACAAUUUGGUUCUUCCUGUUGAUGGAUACUCAUUUGAUCAGCAUGUGGAGGAGAAUUGGGAUGAAAUGCUCAAUGAUUUGCUCAAUGCGUUCAAUGAUUUGCGAUUGAAGGAACAAUCUAUGUCUCUGUCUCAGCAUCCAUACAAGACAUAA
This is a messenger RNA of Prunus armeniaca (apricot), 645 nucleotides long. Lineage: Eukaryota; Viridiplantae; Streptophyta; Magnoliopsida; Rosales; Rosaceae. The record is from the annotation of a GenBank genome assembly.